This is a messenger RNA of Lachancea sp. 'fantastica', 2256 nucleotides long. The record is from the annotation of a GenBank genome assembly. NCBI's taxonomy places the organism in Eukaryota, Fungi, Ascomycota, Saccharomycetes, Saccharomycetales, Saccharomycetaceae.
AUGUCUUUGAACCUGUCAUUCGAUAGAUCUAAGGGAUCCAGUAGUGCCUUGAAGCUGGCGAAUAAUUUAAAGAUCGCUCUUGCUCAAAAAUUAGCCGAUGCCAAAUCUAAAUUAUCCAUUGAUCUGGAAUCCAAUGAGUUAGGACUCACAGUUGCCGGGUCCGAAUUCCGUUUGUUUAACGCCAAUGCUAUUUUGAGAUAUGUUCUUGCCGAUUUCGAAGGUACUGAGUCCCCAGAAACGCAUUUCGCGGUUUCGUCACUCGAAGCUUUACUGCACCAUCCUAACGCUCCUCAGGAGCAUGUUGACGAAACUGUGAACAAAGCUUUGGCCAACUAUUUGCCAGGUCUUUCUGAGCCCGUCAGUGCUACCAAACUAAUCACUUUUGCCAACGCUUAUGCCUUGAGCCCCGCUUUGGUGGAAGCCCAGCUAAAAGAUCUUCCAGAACCUAUCUCCGCUGCAAUCUCCAUCGCCAAGUCAUCAACACCAAGAGAAUCGUCAAGUGCUAAACACACCGGUGCCGUAAAUGUCGACACCAAUUUCUCCAUCAAAAAACACGAUUCUGAGAUUUUGCCUAAAGAGGGCGAGCGUAACGUUUUGAUCACCUCUGCACUUCCUUAUGUGAACAAUGUCCCUCAUUUGGGUAACAUUGUUGGCAGUGUGCUUUCUGCAGACAUCUAUGCCCGUUACUGUGAGGCCAGAAACUACAACGCCUUGUUCGUUUGCGGUACUGAUGAGUAUGGUACAGCCACUGAGACCAAGGCCCUUGAAGAAAAAUGCACACCGCGUGAACUUUGUGAUAAAUACCACAAAAUCCACAAAGAUGUCUACGAUUGGUUCCAAAUUGGGUUCCACCACUUCGGAAGAACCACCACGGACCAGCAAACUGAGAUUGCCCAGGGUAUUUUCAAUGAUCUGAACAAAAACGGCUUCUUGGAAGAACAAUCGAUGAAGCAGUUGUACUGCGAGACUCACAAAUCUUACCUAGCUGAUAGGUUCGUGGAGGGUAUCUGUCCGAAGUGUGGAUACGAAGACGCUCGUGGUGACCAAUGUGACAAAUGCGGUUCUUUGCUAGAUCCAUUUGAGUUGGUUGAACCUCGCUGUAAACUGGAUGGUAGUAAACCCGUCCCACGAUUCUCAGACCAUGUGUUCAUCUCUUUGGACAAGCUUGAGCCAGAGAUCAAAGCUUGGGUGGAGAAAUCGUCUAGAGAGGGCCAAUGGAGUAAGAACUCAAAGACCAUUACCAAUUCAUGGUUGAAGGAAGGCUUAAAACCCCGCUGUAUCACCAGAGACCUUGUGUGGGGUACCAAGGUGCCCAUGGAGAAGUACAAGGACAAGGUUUUGUACGUGUGGUUUGACGCUCCAAUCGGAUAUGUGUCCAUUACUGCCAAUUACACCAAAAAAUGGGAAGAAUGGUGGAAAAACCCCAAGAAUGUUGAAUUGUAUCAAUUCAUGGGUAAAGACAAUGUUCCUUUCCACACCGUCAUCUUCCCAGGCUCUCAGCUUGGUACGGGAGUGGACUGGACUAUGCUGCAUCACUUAAGCACAACGGAGUAUCUCCAGUAUGAAGGAGGUAAGUUUUCAAAAAGUAGAGGCGUUGGUGUGUUCGGAAAUAACGCCAAAGAAACCGGUGUAUCUCCUAGUGUGUGGAGAUACUACUUAGCGUCCAUGAGACCCGAGUCGAGCGACUCCCAUUUCUCUUGGAACGACUUUGUUGCCCGUAACAACGGUGAACUGCUUGCCAACCUCGGAAAUUUCGUGAACAGACUAGUCAAGUUUGUCAACGCCAAGUACAAUGGCGUUGUGCCGGAGUUCUCUACCAGCAGCUUGAAUGAUUACGAGUCCUUGAAGAAGGAUUUGGACUCAACUUUGACCAGCUACAUCGACGAGAUGGAACAAACACACGAAAGACGUGGUCUUGAGUUGGCCAUGGCGCUGAGCGCCCGUGGUAACUUGUUUUUGCAAGAAAACAAGCUAGACAACACCCUAUUUUCAGACUUCCCAGAAAAGUCCGAUGCAGUCGUUGGUGUCGGUCUCAACCUUGUCUACGCUGUUGCGUCCGUCAUUUAUCCAUUCAUGCCUGAAACUGCCGAAACGAUUUACAGGAUUUUGAAUGCUCCACCACUACGCAUUGAAAACACUUUCAACCUCAGCAUACAUGGAGGACACAAUAUCAACAAAGCCGAAUACCUCUUCAAGCGUAUCGACGAGAAGAAGAUCGACGAAUGGAGAAACAUGUAUGGUGGUCAGCAGAAAUAA